AUGGCAAUAGUACGGGAAAUUGUAGAAGAUUCUCCAUACCUUCAAAGUCUACCAACAUUUUGCAAAUCUUCAGAGAGGCCACUCGAUGAUCUAGAUCCACAUGGAUUGAUCGCACAAUCACUUAUAUGCCUUCGUGAAGCACUUGAGCUCAAGCGUGUCAAGACAUUAGGCGCUUUGCACGAAUUUUCCCACUGA
This is a messenger RNA of Botrytis fragariae, 195 nucleotides long. RefSeq names its product putative r3h domain protein. The transcript is spliced from 2 exons. Bases 1 to 195 code for a protein of 64 amino acids. The record is from RefSeq and is a predicted model, not a curated record. Lineage: Eukaryota; Fungi; Ascomycota; Leotiomycetes; Helotiales; Sclerotiniaceae.